Paramecium sonneborni is the source of this 533-nucleotide messenger RNA. The record is from the annotation of a GenBank genome assembly. Lineage: Eukaryota; Ciliophora; Oligohymenophorea; Peniculida; Parameciidae.
AUGUAAGUGAAAUGGAAAUAAACUAUUCAAAAUUUAUUUUUGAAUAUACUUAUUUCGUUUAAAUUAAAAGUGAAACAAAAGUAUAUGAGGUUUAUGGGUACAUAAAACGAAAGGAUAGGAAAAAGAAAAUACAUAUAUAUAGAUUAGGAGAAGUUUAUGAAUAAUUUUCAAUUUAGUGAUGGAAAAUAUAUAAUUUUUAAGGUAAAAAAACAGAAAUAUGGAUAGAGUUAAGCGAUACAUUUUGGGAUGACAAAUUUGUAGAUUUUCAUGGUUCAUAUUAAAAUAAUAAAAAAAAGGGGUAAUAGUUUUUUUUUUAUUUUUAAAAAGUGUAAAUAAAUGAUAUUAUAUUUUCAUUCGAGGAGGAUCUUAUUAAUUAAUCGAGAGAGAAUCAAGAGAAAUUGAGAUGAAGAUCGAAUUGCGCGAUGAAUUUAAAUUAGUUUCUCAAAUCACGUAUUAUGGCGAAUAUAAUAUGAAUGGAAAUAAAGUUGGGAGAGAGAAUACAUAAAAAAAAUGAAAGAUACUUAUUAAUUGCC